Molecule: messenger RNA, 2315 nt
Organism: Solea senegalensis (Senegalese sole)
Lineage: Eukaryota; Metazoa; Chordata; Actinopteri; Pleuronectiformes; Soleidae
Product: acyl-coenzyme A thioesterase 1-like
Exons: 11
Coding region: 258-1538 (426 amino acids)
Biological process (GO): acyl-CoA metabolic process; fatty acid metabolic process
Molecular function (GO): fatty acyl-CoA hydrolase activity
Source: RefSeq, a predicted model, not a curated record
UCUCCCCCGUGUCUCGCGGGUGAAGGAAGUAAAAAACACAUGGGAGGAUUGAUUUAUUUGUUUUCUCUGAUUUCUUGACCGAGAGUUCGCGUCAGUUUGUGUCAGUGACGUGGAAAAGUCUCACUGUAGUUUCUGAAAGUUUAGUUUAGUUCGCGUUUAACUACGUUCAUUUGGUUUCAUUUAUUUAUUUGUUUACUUGUUUUAAAGUUGGACCUUGAACGCAGCACGACCUCAGCAGACGUCGUUGAUAGUGGACGAUGUCUCAGGCCGCCGCCCCCCCGGUUCUCUGUGUGGCCCCCUCUCGGGCUCUGGUGGACGAGAAGAUCACGGUGCUGGUGGAGAACCUUCCUCCAGGUUCUCCGGUCACCGUGCGCUCGCACCAUCACUCUGACGACCAGGACGACUGGGAGGCUUACGCUCACUACGUCAGCGACCACAGAGGAGUCGUCUCUGUUUCAGACGACAUGAGUUUUGGGGGAACGUACUCGGGGGUUGAACCCAUGGGUUUGUUGUGGAGUUUGCGUCCCGUCCCAGGAAGUCGCACGGGCCUCAGGUUGAGAAAGAAGAACGUCUGCACGCCGCUGCUCUUCCACAUCUCGGUGCACAGCGGACAUGAGGGCUUCAGGGAGCGGCCUCCUCUGGCGUCGGCGCUCAUCGAGCGCUGGUACGUGGCGCCGGGCGUCCAGAGGAUCGACGUCAGUGAGAGAGGAGUGAGAGGAACUCUGUUUCUGCCUCCAGGUCCAGGUCCGUUCCCCGGGGUUUUGGACAUGUGGGGCGGCGGUGGCGGGCUUCACGAGUACCGCGCCGCCCUGCUGGCGUGUCACGGUUACGUCGCUCUGGCGUUGGAGUAUUUCAAACCCGGAGAGCUGAAGUCGACGGAUCUGGAGUACAGCUACUUUGAGACGGCGUUCAACCUCAUCCAGGAACAUCCUCGAGUGAUGGCGGACAGAGUCGGAAUAUUAGGUCUUUCCCUCGGCUCCAGUUUGGCUUUGUCUUUGGCAGCUGAGAGCAAAACAGUCCAGCCUCGUGCCUGUAUUUGCAUCGGCAGCAACCACUGCAGUGGGAGGAGCCUCAGCGGGAGCCCCAUGGUGUUGAUCACGAAUCCGGAGGGGAUGCGCGUGGACGAGAACAACCACCACAUCUGGAGAGACAUGGCUUUGUCCAUCCUGGAGGACGAGUCCAAACUGGUGGACGUUGGGAAAAUGAGUUGUCCUCUGAUGGUGGUCAACGGUGCUGAUGAUCAGAACUGGCCCUCAACAGAAAUGGCUGACGACAUCACUCGAAGGAUGCGAGCAGCGGGGAAAGAGCACCUGUUGACCAGACUGGAAUAUCCUGACGCCGGACACCUGAUCGAGCCGCCGUUCUCGCCUCACUUCAGAGCGACAAACUUCAUGGUACCAGGCAGACAAAAAGUCAUUCUGUUGUGGGGCGGUCAAACCAAACCGCACUCGGACGCUCAAGAAGAUUCCUGGAGGAAGAUCCUGAGCUUCCUGCAGCAGCAUCUCUAUGGCAACCAGUGUCCCAAAGCUAAGCUGUGAGCUGAGACGUUAGCAUCAGCGAGGCCUGCUAGGAAAACUGCUGCUGAUAACGACCAAGUCUGGCGUACAGAAUAUGAACUUGACUCCUCCCACUGUGUUUCUACUCAUCAUCUUCACAAGGAUCGCACAAAAAAAACUUCAACACUAACACUAGCAAAGUUUGCUAGAGGUAUCGUGGUACGGUCUUGUUUGGUUUGUACGGUUUGAGCUUUAACACAAAUGACAAGCUAACAUGCUGGAAAACUAAAAUGAUUUCUUAAGCUAGUACCCGUUCUGGAAUAUUGGCUAGCACUCACAUAGGAAUAUUAGCAUACAAUAAAAUACAUUUCAGUUAGCACCCAGAGGGAAUAUUAGCACAUCAUGAUUUGUCCGGCUAGCACCUGUUCUGGAAUAUUAUUUCUUUGGCUAGCACCCAUGAAAUAAAGUUAAAAAAAAUUUGGCUAGCAUCCAUGCUGGAUUUUCAGCAUAACAUGAUUUGUCUGGCUAGCACCCAUAUUGAAAUAUUAGCAUACAUUUUUUUAAGCUAGCAUCCAUGCUGGAAUAUUAGUGUCUCAUGAUUUGUUUUACAAGCAGUUCUGGAAUAUUAGCAUAAAAUGAUUUGUUAAGCUAGAACCGGUUCUGGAAUAUUAGAAACACGUUAUUUCUUUGGCUAGCACUCAUGAAAUAUUAGCAUACAGUAAUUUAUUUAUUUUUUCCAGCUAGCAUUCAUGCUGGAUUAUUAGCACAACAUGACUUGUUUUGUUGCUGACAAAGUUGAUGAUAAAUCGUAAACAUUGA